AUGGACUCUCAAUUGAUGACAACUGCUGUUGUCAAGAUUCAAGAUUUUCGAGGAAAUUUUAUCGUGGCACGUGCUCUGCUUGAUACCUGUUCCAACGUAAAUCUAGUUUCAGAAAAAUUUGCUAAAAAAUUAAAUUUAAUAGAACAUUCUUGCCUCGUUAAAAUAGGAGCAGUUGACCAACUGUGCACUGUUUCAAAGAGUCAAAUUUCAACUACUUUGCAAUCGAGUUAUAACAAAUUUCAAGCUAAUUUACACCUUUUGCUAGUUCCGAAUAUCGCAGAAGCCGUGCCUAACGAAGCUUUUCCUCGCGAUCGUUUUGACAUCCCGAAACAUAUUCAACUCGCCGAUCCUCAGUUUCAUUUGCCUAAACCCAUCGAUCUGCUCCUUGCUUCUAAAACUACUUUGUCCACCUUUGCGGUAGGACAGAUUAAAUUGCGUAACGAGGAAACUCGAUCGGAGAUCAUCCUACAAAAAACUAGGUUUGGAUGGUUAGUAGCUGGAGGUGUAGACCCGCUUACUUCUUCAAAACAAGCUUCAUGUAACAUCGUUAAAGUGGACAAACUUCUCGAACGUUUUUGGCAAAUCGAAGAAUUUCCUAAUGAACCCGUAAGAUCUCGGGAAGAAAUAGCUUGCGAAGAGCAUUACGUCGCUCACACCACUCGUGACCCUGUCUCCGGUCGAUACACGGUUCGCUUACCCUUUAAGGACAACAAGUUUGAGUUAGGUAGUUCUCGAUCACAGGCCCUUCGUCGUUAUUAUUCUCUUGAACGAAGGUUCGAGAAAGAUCCUAAGUUAAAGGCUGACUAUUACAAAGUUAUGGAAGAAUACACCACUUUAGGUCAUAUGACUCCUAAUGACGACACCGAAGACGGCUGUUAUCUGCCUCAUCACGUUGUGGUCAAGGAGUCCAGCGAAACCACGCAGUAUAGGGUUGUUUUCGAUGCUUCCUCUAAAACUUCGACAGGCAUUUCGCUUAAUGAUAUUCUCCUUGUGGGUCCCACUAUUCAAAACACCAUCUUCGAGCAAGUUUUACUUGCUCGAAGAUGGUGUUUUGAAUAG
Nasonia vitripennis (jewel wasp) is the source of this 1059-nucleotide messenger RNA. RefSeq lists its product as uncharacterized. The record is from RefSeq and is a predicted model, not a curated record. Bases 1 to 1059 code for a protein of 352 amino acids. The transcript has a single exon. NCBI's taxonomy places the organism in Eukaryota, Metazoa, Arthropoda, Insecta, Hymenoptera, Pteromalidae.